Messenger RNA from Vanderwaltozyma polyspora DSM 70294, 2598 nucleotides. RefSeq lists its product as uncharacterized. The record is from RefSeq and is a predicted model, not a curated record. NCBI's taxonomy places the organism in Eukaryota, Fungi, Ascomycota, Saccharomycetes, Saccharomycetales, Saccharomycetaceae. Bases 1 to 2598 code for a protein of 865 amino acids. The transcript has a single exon.
AUGGUGGAGUUAACUGGUAGUAAAAAUAAUGCUUCUUCAUCCAAGAGAAGUAAUGCUGAAGAUAUUAGCGAUAGAGAUAAAAGCGAGAGUUUAGAUGAUGAUAAUGUCAAAACAAAAUCCAAAUUACCCUUUUCAUGGUUAUUUUCAAAUCCUUUGAAAAGAAAACGUAGGAAAAUUAUUGUAACUAAUGAUUCAGACGAUAAUAUUUCUACGAUUGAGUCGAGCCAAAGCCAAGAACUAGAAGUUAAUGAAUUGAAUUCUGUCAAAAAUUCUGAAGGAUCAAAUUUAAGCGACUCCUCUUAUGAAGGUGCUGAGUCCUCAGAUAGCCUAGAUGAAUUUUUAUCACCUGAAAACCAUAAACUAAAUAAUUCAAGUACUGAGGACUCCGAUGAAAUGAAUUCAGAAAUCGAAAGUGUCGAUCUUCCAGAAGUUGAUAUGACUGAUUCAGAUAAAUCAUACCAUGAUUUUACAUCAGAAGAAAGUUUAGAAUUAAUAGGACAUUCAGAAGCAGGGAGAAGAUCAAAUAUAAUAGAUAAUGAAAAUUCAUCGAGUUUAGAAGAUGCUUCUGUUUCUGAUUUAGAGAUAAAACUUAAUGAAAGGAUAAAAGAAUUAGAAUCACAAUUAGACGAAGAAAAAAAGAGUAGCUCAUUUUUUAAGAAAACUCUUAUGGAACUAUCUGAUGAAGUAUUCAAGUAUGAAGUUCAAGUUUCUGGAUUAAAUGCCAAAGUAUCUAGUCUAACAGAAAAAAAUAUGUCAGCAGUAAAAUAUUACAACCAAAUUAGCAAUGAACUACAAUUGGUAUCAUCAGAACUUAAUAGUAAAUCUUAUUUUAUGAAGGAUUCAUAUAAUAAUGUAGAAAAUAAAUCACAAAAUGAAGAUAAUAUCAAUCAGAAGGAAACGACUUCUACAGAUGAUCUUAAUAAAGAUAAAAUGCUGGAAAAGUACAGUUUGGAACAUAUUAAGACAAUGUACGAAGCAUCAGAAAACAAAUUAUUAAAAAGAUUGCAAAGAAUUGAAAAAAAACAAAAAGAAAUAGAAAAAUAUUUUAGUGAUGAACAUGGUGGGACAAAUUUUAAUGAUUUAACAGUAGAAAGUGAUAUUAUCAGUGAAUUAAAACAGAACUUGAUAAAAAAAAAUGAGGAAUGCAGAAGACUAAAGGAUCAAUUAGAAGUACGAUGUAAUAAUUUAAAAAAAGCUGUACAUAUAGAAAAAUUAAAAUCCUACUCUAAGAACAAGGCAUAUUCUAAUUAUGUUGACUCUUCAAAAAAAUCAUUAGUUGAGAAUGAAAAGCUCAGGGAAGCACUCAAUUUAGCAAAAAAUAAAUUACAUGAAAUAUCAAUAUUAACAUCCAUAUUCUAUAAAUUUUCUCAUUCUACUCUAACUGUUCUUAUUCCUGCCUAUAGAGAAAUCUUUGUGAAAUCUUACAAAUAUAUAACUUUGGAUAAAAAUCCGAUUAAUGUAAAGAAUGAAGUUGUAAAUCGGCUCAUUGCACAUUUUGAUGCAAAGAAUUUUGCCCAGAAGAAUGAACAACAAGAAAUACCAGGAAGCAACACUCCAGGAGCACAAUACCACAUACCAUUAUCCAGUACUUCUGGAGCUUAUAUGAAUCAGCAUCAGAAUAUUUCAGUAUUAGAAGCAAAUGGUACUGAGCAUACCGACAAUAAUAAGGCUGGAUUGAAAAGAACACAUAGCGAUGAUUCAAUAAAUAGCAGAAUGCAAAAUAGGUCUAAGUACAUGUUUAAACGUGAUGAAUUUGAAAAAAUAAAAAAAAUGGCAUUGUCCAAUGCAGUACCGUCAAAUAUGAACACAGAUCAAACUUCAACAAGAUCACACUCCUCUACGUCAUCAUUACUUCAAAAUACUGGUAAGAAUCAGAAUUUAUCGACUAUAUCACAAGGAAAUAGAGAAACUUUAAAUAAAGUUAAUCUUGGUUUCAAUAAAUCACAAGUUGUAUCAAAUUCCAAUGCCAUUACGAACCGCGUACAGAACUCAAAUGCCCAAUAUAAAUCAAAUCCGUUUUUUGAAGAAAUGAUGAAAUAUCAAAAUUCCAAUAAUUAUCACUCAAACCAAGUACCAAAAUUACCGAUGAAUUCUAUGGAAUUUACUGAUGAAUAUUAUCAGUAUCUUUCCACAUCACUUUUGAGCCAAGCUUCAGAUCAUCUGAGACCAAUAAUUGCUGAAAAAAUACUCAAGUCAAAAAUAGAUUUCGAGAAACAAUUAGAAAAAAGGAGAACAAAUGAUUUAUUUAAAAUAGCAGGGGAGCCUCAAAAAAGUGAAAUUAAUAUUACUAGAAAUGAAAAUAAAGAAAAGAAAGAAGGUCAUGAAAAUAUAGAAGAUAAAGAAGAUCAUGAACAUAAAGAAGAUAAAGAAAAGAAAGAAGAUCAUGAUACUAAUAAAAAUGCCAAUGGGUAUGCCAGAGAUACAUGCACGAUUAGAGAAGAAUCUGUCAUUAAAGGAACAGCCAAAGAAGAAUAUGUUUCAAUUAAAGAUGGAACGAUUGUUCGAUCACCGAAUAAUAAUAACGUCACAAAUGUUAGCAGUGAAUAUUCUUGUCUUCCAGAAAUUUCCACUAACUUAAAUAAGAAGAUCAGUGUUUAA